AUGAGUGACAAAAAUAAAGGAUUAGGUGGUGGAAAAUUAGAGUUUACUAAAGUAGUACCUAAAUUCUUGGAGAAGCUAAAAGGGAAAGAAGUAGACAUCAAUGAUAAAUUCAAAGAUUAUAUGGCAAAGGCUGAUGAUGAUGAUGACAAAGACAUUGUAGAUCAAGAGGAGAAAGAUGCGAUCGAACGUGCACUCAAAGAUCAAGAAGAUAACGAACAUAAACUGAUAGAGAAGAAAAGACUGAAAGAAGAAGAAGAGCGGAAAGCCUACGAAGAGGAACUAGAACGACGUUUAAAACAAGAUCAACUAGAAGAGCAAUUGGCAAUGGAAUCGGGUCAGCCUAGAAAGAUUGUUUUUCAAAAACCAAUAAAGAAACCAUUAGCAGAGACAUUGAAAUCAUCAACGAAAACAUCUGGUAUAUCAUCAAAUUCACUUAAAUCAACUGUAAAUAAUGUAAAGAAAUCAAUUCAAAAACCAAAAGAUCAACAGUUAAACAAAAAGAAAUCAACAUCGACAUCGACAACAACAACUAAAUCAAUGUUAUCUUUUGAUGAAGAAGAUAUAUUAUUUAAACAAUAA
Molecule: messenger RNA, 579 nt
Organism: Heterostelium album PN500
Lineage: Eukaryota; Evosea; Eumycetozoa; Acytosteliales; Acytosteliaceae
Exons: 2
Coding region: 1-579 (192 amino acids)
Source: RefSeq, a predicted model, not a curated record